Molecule: messenger RNA, 2025 nt
Organism: Saccharomyces mikatae IFO 1815
Lineage: Eukaryota; Fungi; Ascomycota; Saccharomycetes; Saccharomycetales; Saccharomycetaceae
Gene: PPN1
Product: endopolyphosphatase
Exons: 1
Coding region: 1-2025 (674 amino acids)
Biological process (GO): polyphosphate catabolic process
Cellular component (GO): fungal-type vacuole; membrane
Molecular function (GO): endopolyphosphatase activity; exopolyphosphatase activity
Source: RefSeq, a predicted model, not a curated record
AUGGUCGUAGUGGGUAAGAGUAAAGUGCACAAUGUAAGCAUGAGUGGGCGAGAGAAAAAAUCGUUAAUUGCUAUCCUGUCUACCUGUGCGUUGGUCUUUCUCGUGUUUAUAAUUGAUGCUAAAUUUCAACCUGUUUCCAUUUUCCCUAAAUUCUCAAACGGCAGGGGUGAAGAAAAGUCUCUUCAAUUACUUGAUGAAGAAGAGUUUACAAGGCUAGGCUUGACACCUAGGGCGCCAGUAAUCGUAAGGGAUUUAAAAUCUGGGAAGGAGAGAAAACUGCACGGGAGAUUCCUCCAUAUUACUGACAUUCAUCCCGAUCCUUAUUAUGUGGAAGGAAGUUCCGUAAAUGCUGUUUGUCAUGCAGGAAAACCCAGCAAGGAGAAUGAUGUGGCCCCCAAGUUUGGGAAAGCAAUGUCUGGAUGCGACUCGCCAGUUGUUUUAAUGGAAGAAACUUUAAAAUGGAUUAAAGAAAAUUUGAGAGAUAAGAUCGAUUUUGUCAUUUGGACGGGUGAUAAUGUCAGACAUGACAAUGACCGGAAGAAUCCAAGAACGGAAUCGCAAAUUUUUGAUAUGAACAACAUUGUUGCCGGUAAAAUGACGGAGUUAUUUAGUGCUGGAAAUGAAGAAGAUCCGAGAGAUUUCGAUGUAUUUGUUAUUCCAAGUCUUGGAAACAAUGAUGUUUUCCCACAUAAUAUGUUUUCGUUAGGACCAACUUUACAAACUAGGGAGUAUUAUAGGAUUUGGAAAAACUUUGUUCCACAGCAGCAACAAAGAACAUUCGACAGAAGCGCUUCGUACUUGACCGAAGUCAUUCCAGGGAAGCUUGCUGUUCUAUCAAUUAACACACUAUACCUAUUCAAAGCCAACCCCUUAGUUGACAAUUGUAAUUCAAAAAAGCAGCCUGGUUAUCAACUUUUACUUUGGUUUGGUUAUGUGCUAGAAGAAUUAAGGAGCAGAGGAAUGAAAGUAUGGUUAAGUGGACAUGUGCCUCCAAUCCCAAAAAACUUUGAUCAAUCGUGUUAUGAUAAGUUUACGCUAUGGACUCACGAAUACAGAGAUAUCAUCAUUGGAGGAUUAUAUGGUCAUAUGAACGUUGAUCAUUUUAUUCCGACAGAUGGUAAAAAGGCUAGGAAGUCGCUAUUAAGAAAUUUGAAGCAAUAUGAUCGUAUCCUAGAGGAAGAAAACACUGGUGGAGAAGAAGAUGAAACUGAACUGAACAGAAUCUUGGAUCACGCUGUAACGGCAAAAGAGGCUUUUUUAAUGGGAGCCAGACCAUCUAACAAAGAAAUGUACAUGGGCACCGUGCGUGAAACGUACUAUCGAAAAGUGUGGAACAAACUGCAAAGAGUGAAUGCUAGAAAUGUUAAGAGUGAAGAAAAGAAGAAGAGAAAGAAGGACAAAAAAAAGAAAAAGCCACUUACUAGAAAAGAGUUCGUUGAGCGUUAUUCUAUUGUGAACAUUGGUGGCUCGGUAAUUCCAACUUUUAAUCCUGCCUUCAGAAUUUGGGAAUAUAAUAUCAGCGGUAUAGUAAAUGAUUCUGACUUUGCAGUUUCCGGAUACAAACCCUGGGAUGGUUUUUUCGAAUCGUUGGAUAAAGUUAUGGAAAAUUCCUUAUUGGAAGAAGAAAUAAAUGUCAAUGACAUUGAACUCGGAGUUAGCGUCAAGAAGGUCGACCAAAAGAAAAAUAAAAAAAAGAAAAAUGUCGAUAAAACUAUCCCGAUUGAAAUGCCAGACGAGUGCGAACUUGGACCUGCCUAUAUACCGCAGCUGUUUACUCCAACACGUUUUGUUCAAUUUUAUGCAGAUUUGGAAAAAAUCAAUCAAGAACUACAUAGUUCAUUUGGGAAACCUAAAGAUGUCUUUAGAUAUCAGGUAGAAUAUACUUCGGAUGAGAAGCCAUAUUCAAUGGAUUCGCUAACAGUUGGAAGUUAUUUGGAACUAGCAGGUAAGUUAUAUGAGGACAAACCUACAUGGGAAAAAUUUGUUGAAUUGUCAUUUGUAUCUUCUGGAUAUAAAGAUGAUUAA